Messenger RNA from Trichoplusia ni (cabbage looper), 1478 nucleotides. RefSeq names its product protein Spindly (gene Spindly). The coding region runs from base 122 to 1417 and encodes 431 amino acids. The record is from RefSeq and is a predicted model, not a curated record. The transcript is spliced from 5 exons. Lineage: Eukaryota; Metazoa; Arthropoda; Insecta; Lepidoptera; Noctuidae.
AUUCAUUUGAAUUCAAAAGUUCGUUUUGUUUGUAAAGAAAGUGGACUUUUGUGUAUUUAGAUUACUAAGAAACCUCUAUUAAUUCUGCAAGUUAAUAAAAAUAUAUUAAUGUGCCUUUAAAAUGAAUUACUCUACAAUCAGCAACAAGACAAAUUGUACUGAAGCCGAGGAACUAACCAACGGCGAAUUAAGUGAACGAUACUAUUUGCUAAAGAAACAGUUCGACAAUGUUUCUAGCAGUUACGAAGCGACAAAACAAGAAUUACACGACGCAAGACGAAGUUAUCAGACAGCUUUAGACGUACAGAGGCAUUUAAAUGCCGAACUUGAAAGUUAUCAGGCUGACGAGGCACGUCGGAAAAACGAAUUAAAUUUACGGAUAACAUCGCUUCAAGAAGAAAUCUCACAACUGCGAGAAGAACGCACUGAACUUACAGAACGACACGUUGUAGAGAUUAAGAAAUACGAGACUCAAAUUCGGAAUUUGAAAGAGGAACAGUCUUUAAAAGUACGGGAGAGUCCAGAGCGUGAUAACUCAGCGGAGCUUGAGGAGGCGCGAAAUGCAGCAAGAGUUGCUUUAUCUGAUGCUGCGGCAGUCAAGGCGGCGCUUGAAGAAGCGAAGAUGGAGAUCGCGUCAUGGCGCUUGAAGGCUGAGGAGUUGGUGAGGGAGAUUGGCGAGAUGCGUGAAGCCGCUGAGUUGAGGAGGGACGAACUGCGGGCGGCGAAUGAGAGGGAGGCGACGGCACACGCUGAGCUGGCUGAAGCUAGGGCACUGCUGCAUCAGUGCACUGACUCACAAGACCUACAGCCACAUGCUGCCAAGGGAAAUUCAAUAUUUGCAGAAGUAGAAGACAAGAGACAAGAAAUGGCAAAGAAUCUCAUUCAAAUGAAACAGACAAAUUCUAGGUUACGGAGGGAGGUGGCUAACAAGCAAGCGGAAGUUGAUGCCUUACUUCAUGAGAAGCAGACUGUGUGGGAGCAGCAGGCAGGCGCUGCUGCACAUUAUGAUAGGGAACUUAUUGAGGGCUAUGAAGAGCGCAUUACGCAGCUGGAGGGCGCUUGUGAGAAGCAGAGGCGAGAGUUGUCGCGGUGGUUCGGCAAACUGUGUGAGCCUACCGCUAAUGGUUGGUUGCCUGGCGUGUUGGACCAUUUGAAAUCGGAGUGCGAGCAGCUGAGAGCGGAGGUGUUGUCCCGCGGCGCGGCGCAGCUGGCCAGCGCCGCGCAGGUGCGCGAGCUGCGCCGCAAGCUGGCCGCGCAGCAGCACGCGCGCGCGGGCCCCGCCAGCCGCAGCCCGCACAGCCCGCGCGACGCGCUCACUAGCGAUGAUGUGCCUGUCAGCGGCGGCAACAAGCUCACCGUACAAGUCCGCCCUAAGGCUGCCGUUGAUGAUGUCAAGAAGAAAGUCUCCUUUAAUUAGAAGCUUUAGGGUCAUAAAGUUUUUAUUAAGUUAAGUGAAAAUGUUGGACAAUUUAUAGUAA